AUGAUUGUAGGUGAUGAAAACCAAAAAGGAGUUACUAGUACAUCAGGAAUUCCAGGAGUUAAUGUUGCUAUAAUGAGCAACUUGAAUGUGCACAAGUUGAAUACUUAUGAGUCUGUAGCUAUGUACUCUAAAGGCAACAACAAUCCCAGGUUCAAGAAGAAUUACACCAACACCACCACUAACAACUUGUACUGUGACUUUUGUAUACUCAGAAAUCAUAAUAGGAUUGAUUGUUGCAAACUUAAUGGAUACCCUACUGACUAUAAGUCUAAGAAGAAAGCAGGUGGAAAUGCAGGGAAUGCUGCUGUAUAUAAUGUCUCAAUAAAUAAUGCAGAAUUUCAAUAUUGUGGUAUGGUUAGAAUAGAUGUGUAUUCUCAGAACUAUGGUGCUGGUAUGCGGUCUCAAGCAUAUAAUACUGAUGUAACAACUAUAGCAAAUAAGAGUCAAAAAGUGACUACUAAUCAGCAAGCAGGAUUUCCCAACCAACAAAGCCCAAUAGUGCAACUUGGAAACGGGUUUACUCUAGAGCAAUAUGAGGAGAUCAAGCAAAUGCUGAAUAAUUCAACCCCCGCUGCUUCUGUUAAUGUAGCUCAUGCUGCAGGCACAGAAUGGAUCAUAGACACUGGUGCUACUAAUCACAUGGUUUCUGAUAUCAAUUUAUUGAACAAGUCUAGUAUAACUGAGAAUAGCAUUUCAAAACCGGUCUAUUUGCCCAAUGGUGAUAUAACUCAAGUUACUCAUACUGGUGCUAGUUCAAUCUCAAGUAGAAAUAUUGUGACAAAUUUAUUUCAUGUUCCUCAGUUCAAAUCUCUUCAGUGGGAAGUGAAGGAGAUUGGUAAGGAGGAUAAUGGUCUAUAUAUACUGAUCAAUGAGUCAAGCAAACACAAUAAUCAAGUAACUCUAGUAGCUGAUGGCAGAGUUCAGUUGAAAGAGAUCAACAUUAGAUUGUGGCACAGGAGGCUAGGUCAUACCUCUAUUACUGUUUUACAGAAGAUUUUUCCUCUUGAUAGACAUGUUAUUCAUGCUGAAGUUGACAAAUGGCCUUACGAAGGAGCUACUUUUGAUGGAAACAAAUUUUUCUUGACGGUGGUAGAUGAUUAUUCCAGGAUGACUUGGAUAUUUUUGCUUAAACAUAAGUCUGAUGUGUUUCUUUUUAUUCAACAAUUUCUAAGGAUGCCUAGUCCAGUUAUUGGAAAUCAAUCUCCCUUUGAAAGAGUAUAUCACAUGAAACCAUCAUUAGGACACUUAAGAGUGUUAGGUUGCUUGUGCUUUGCCAAAGUGAUUCUAGAACAUGAUAAGCUGAAACCUAGGAUUAGAAGUGCUAUUCAUAUGGGAUAUUCAGAGGUUCAAAAAGGAUACACUUUCUAUGAUAUUGAAGAUCAUCAGUUUUAUGUGAGCAGAGUAGUGUUCAAAGAAGAGUGCUUUCCCUUUGCUACACCUAACACAAGAAACACCAGUUAUAUAGAUUCUAGUCAACAGUCCAGACUGUUUCCUGCUCCAUCUAUUCAUUUUCCAAUUGAUUUUCAUACAAAUACCUAUAUCCAACAAGAACAUCCAAAUACUGAUACCUCACAAAUACAAGAUCCUCUCCAUACACCUGUUGAAGUCCUGUAA
Messenger RNA from Lycium barbarum (goji berry), 1614 nucleotides. RefSeq lists its product as uncharacterized. The transcript has 5 exons. Lineage: Eukaryota; Viridiplantae; Streptophyta; Magnoliopsida; Solanales; Solanaceae. Bases 1 to 1614 code for a protein of 537 amino acids. The record is from RefSeq and is a predicted model, not a curated record.